Molecule: messenger RNA, 1809 nt
Organism: Lycium ferocissimum
Lineage: Eukaryota; Viridiplantae; Streptophyta; Magnoliopsida; Solanales; Solanaceae
Product: protein BRASSINAZOLE-RESISTANT 1-like
Exons: 2
Coding region: 467-1447 (326 amino acids)
Biological process (GO): DNA-templated transcription; brassinosteroid mediated signaling pathway
Molecular function (GO): DNA-binding transcription factor activity
Source: RefSeq, a predicted model, not a curated record
AAACUUUAUGUAAAUUCAAGAUUGAGGUGAAGUUGAUUGAUUGUUAGGUUCUUUUUGUUUGUUUUGGUGACCCCAUUAGUGGGUUUUGCUUGGAUUUUGCUUAGAUCUAAAGGUUUGGCAAAUGGGGUUGCUCUUUUUUGGAUCAAAAUUGCUUUUUUCAAUGCACCCAUUUUGAUGGUUUUAUUUGAUGUUGUAUGCAUUUUAUCAUAUAUGAGUAUCAGUUUUUAAGUUGCUAAGUUUCUGGAUUUGCUGAAUUCUAUGUUUUGAUCUGUUCAUGUUCUUGUGUGUUGGUUAUUUUGAGAAAUUAGAGUGAUCUAGUGCAUAACUUUGUCAGAAAAUGGAAGGAAUUUUAGGGGAAAAGACUUGCUCUUUCGAAUUCAAUUGUUGUUAAUUUGGUAGUGAAAGGAGAAAGCGCGUGCGUGUGUGUGAGAGAGAGAAAACGGAAAACAACACUAACGAAAACAAAAUGAUAAUGAUUUGGGCGACUGGAGGAUCAUCAACAUCUUCCGGUGUACCAGAAAGUGGUGGUGCUGGUAGUAGUAGUGGGAGGAGGAAACCAUCAUGGAGAGAAAGAGAGAAUAAUAGGAGAAGAGAGAGAAGAAAAAGAGCUGUGGCUGCUAAGAUUUAUACUGGUUUAGGAGCUCAAGGCAAUUAUAAUCUUCCUAAACGCUGUGAUAACAAUGAAGUUCUUAAAGCUCUUUGUAAUGAAGCUGGUUGGAUUGUUGAACCUGAUGGCACCACUUAUUGCAAGGGAUGCAAGCCAACUCCGAUGGAGAUUGGAGGCACUUCAGCAAACAUCACGCCAAGUUCUUCACGGCAUCCUAGUCCCCCAUCAUCAUACUUUGCUAGCCCAAUUCCGUCUUAUCAACCAAGUCCAACUUCAUCUUCUUUCCCCAGUCCAUCCCGUGCUGAUCCCAACAUGAUGUCAUCACACCCAUACUCUUUUCUCCAUAAUGCCAUUCCAUCAGCCCUUCCUUCAUUACGAAAAUCAAACAGUGCCCCUGUAACACCACCUCUUUCAUCACCAACUAGACAUCCACCUAAGCAAAUAUUCAAUUUGGAAACUUUGGCCAAAGAAUCAAUGUUUGCUUUAAAUAUCCCUUACUUUGCUAAUGCGUCAGCCCCAGCAAGCCCAACUCGCGGUCAGCAUUUUACUCCUCCGACUAUACCUGAGUGUGACGAAUCUGACUCAUCUACCAUUGAUUCAGGUCGGUGGAUCAACUUCCAAAAGUAUGCACCCAAUGUUCCAGCUUCUCCAACUUUUAAUCUUGUAAAACCUGUGGCUCAGCCACUUCGUCCUAAUGAUGUGAUCACAGAGAAGAAGGGUAAGAGCGUAAAAUUUGACUUUGAAACUGUAUCAGUCAAGGCAUGGGAAGGGGAAAGGAUUCACGAUGUAGGAUUCGAUGAUCUGGAACUCACUCUUGGAAGUGGCAAUGCUCGCAUGUGAUGAAGCACGUUGCAUUCUAGUGGAUUAUUCAAGUUUCGUCUGGAGAGAUAUUGCACAAAUGUAGAUCUUGCAUAAAUUGCUUCUUAGGAUGGAUUGGAUAUUUUCUGUUGCUAUUUACCGUAUGUAUAACAUUCUUUUCCGUUUUCUUCCUAUAUCUGAAAAGGCCCCUUUAAAUUUAGACGCGUCAUUUCACAAGCAUUACGUGUAGAUAUGUGCUUGUUCCUGUGGUCGACAAUCAUUUUCUUCAUUGUAGACUAGAUGGAGCUUCUCCGUUGAACUAUCCACAAUUUUUCGUUUAUUAGAACUUGCUUCUUUUGAUGGAUCCAGCUUCAAUUGAAAUGGACAAUGUAUUUUUGUAGUCA